Molecule: messenger RNA, 2258 nt
Organism: Sinocyclocheilus anshuiensis
Lineage: Eukaryota; Metazoa; Chordata; Actinopteri; Cypriniformes; Cyprinidae
Gene: ptdss1a
Product: phosphatidylserine synthase 1a
Exons: 13
Coding region: 417-1814 (465 amino acids)
Biological process (GO): phosphatidylserine biosynthetic process
Molecular function (GO): L-serine-phosphatidylethanolamine phosphatidyltransferase activity
Source: RefSeq, a predicted model, not a curated record
GUCUACUUUUUGGGGCCACUGUGUGAUUGAGGAAAGCGCAAUGCCACGUUUGCUACUGUUGGUGUAAAUGACACUCAACACAACAGCGUGACCUUCAGCGCGUGAGAAACUCGAGCACCGCUGCACGUUUUGACCCUUUCGGCUUGCCAUACCGGCUGCACGCCUAGCACUGCAUACAAACCAAUGAAAAUGCAGGAAUGGUCUGUUUUCCCCUAAUGCGUGUGCAAUCUUUCCGCUCCGUGCAUGCAUCUCUCUCCCCGAGCAGCUGAUUGUGUUGUGCAUGCAUUAGGAGCCGGAUUGCACACAUGCAUGGCCGUCAUCCGGGUUGCAUUCGUGCCGCAGACGCCAGAGAGGGAGAGAGAGCUUCUAACAUCACGGUAAAUCAAAGGUGAAGCCAGGACGGAGAGGAAAAAAGCAUGGCGUCCGCGUUCGGCUCCAGGACCCUGAGUAAAGAUGAUGUGAACUACAGGAUGCAUUUCCGCAUGAUCAACGAGCAGCAGGUGGAGGACAUCACCAUCGACUUCUUCUACAAGCCUCACACCAUCAGCCUGCUCACAUGCACCGUGCUCAGCCUCAUGUACUUCGCGUUUACGCGAGAUGAUGGAAACCCUGACAGUAACCUGUGGGUGGGUCUCAUCCUGGUCAUCUCCUUCUUCUUGGUCAUCAGCGUACUCGCCUUCCCCAACGGUCCGUUCACAAGACCCCAUCCAGCAAUAUGGCGUAUAGUGUUCGGGUUGAGUGUGCUGUACUUCCUCUUCCUGGUUUUUAUCAUCUUCCUGAACUGGGAGCAGGUCAAGUCUCUCAUGUUCUGGCUGGAUCCCAAUCUGCGCUACGCCAAACGGGAAGCCGACAUCAUGGAGUAUGCCGUCAACUGUCAUGUGAUCACCUGGGAGCGAAUCCUCAGCCACUUCGACAUCUUCGCCUUCAGUCAUUUCUGGGGCUGGGGAAUGAAGGCUCUGCUGAUCCGCAGCUAUGGCCUGUGCUGGACUAUCAGCAUCACCUGGGAGCUGACCGAGCUGUUCUUCAUGCAUCUUCUUCCGAAUUUCGCGGAGUGCUGGUGGGAUCAGGUCAUCCUGGAUAUCCUGCUGUGUAACGGCGGAGGGAUCUGGCUGGGAAUGACCGCCUGCCGCUUCCUGGAGAUGCGCACGUAUCACUGGGCCAGCAUCAAAGACAUCCACAGCACCACGGGGAAGAUCAAGCGUGCAGCGCUGCAGUUCACUCCUGCCAGCUGGACAUACGUGCGCUGGCUCGACCCCAAGUCCUCCUUACAGAGAGUGACGGGAGUCUAUCUGUUCAUGAUCAUCUGGCAGCUGACGGAGCUGAACACGUUCUUCCUGAAGCACAUCUUCGUGUUCCCAGCAUGCCACGCUCUCAGCUGGUGCCGGAUCCUGUUCAUCGGGAUCAUCACGGCUCCUACUGUACGGCAGUAUUACGUGUAUCUGACGGACACACAGUGCAAGCGGGUCGGGACUCAGUGCUGGGUGUUUGGAGCGAUCGCUUUCCUGGAGGCCUUGGCGUGCAUUAAAUUCGGACAAGACUUGUUUUCCAAGACACAGGUUUUGUAUGUGGUGUUGUGGCUCCUGUGUUUGGCUUUCAUCACGUUCCUGUGUCUGUAUGGGAUGGUCUGGUUCGCUGAGAACUACGGGCCCCGACAGAAGAGCUUCUCGGAGUGUGAGGACAGUAUUUACACGGAGCCGGGCGACGCCGUGUCUGGAUGCAGAGGGGAGUUUGAGGCGGACAGCACAACUUCCUCUUCCACCAGGAAACGGAGGGACUCGGGAAAUAUCAGAAGCAUCAACGGCCUGGAGAAAUAAGGCCAUCUCUGAAAGGCUUUUCGACGGGAACUUUUGCACAGGUGUCGCUCCUGUUAGCAACAUCAGAUGAUGAUGAUGAUGAUGAUGCAAGACCCUUUGAAAAGGCAAUCCUGUGUGUCCGGUGUUUAGUUAGCGAGCUCACUUUACCUGUUGACCUACAGAGACUGGUUAACCAGGUUAGAUCCCAAGCAUAGCUGGUGUUUUCAGUCGCAUGCGUGACUCGUAUCAGUGCUGGAUUCGAUGUCACAGCUGUAUUUUACGGUAUGCAGCCGAUUUCAGAGUAUGUUAUUCAUAUCAUAAUGUGUUUACAAAUUAUCAUAUUUUAAAGUCAACAUUAUAUCAGAAUUUACCUUCUUAAAACACAUUCUUAUUGUGCAUUUUGCUGGUGCAUGUUCUUUUAAAAUGAUUUUCUUUUAGUGCUAGUCAUAAAAAUGUAAGUGUAGA